Selaginella moellendorffii is the source of this 2039-nucleotide messenger RNA. RefSeq lists its product as uncharacterized. The record is from RefSeq and is a predicted model, not a curated record. Bases 111 to 2027 code for a protein of 638 amino acids. Gene Ontology annotation, cellular component: cytoplasm. The transcript has 21 exons. NCBI's taxonomy places the organism in Eukaryota, Viridiplantae, Streptophyta, Lycopodiopsida, Selaginellales, Selaginellaceae.
CUCAACUCUGGGGAUGUGUGUUCUUGAGCUCUUGCUGUUGGUGGUGAACUAUACAGGUGCACCAUUGUCCUUGCUGUGAGAAGAUCUUUGAAUCUUCAUACUAUCUUGAUAUGCACGUUUCGAGGAGACAUCCAAGGCCAACAGAUCGCUCCGAGCGAGCGGAUGUUCGAUCGGAGAGAGUAUCAGGAGAGAGAGCCCCUGUCUAUCAUCCACCAGUUGCAAGAAGUGUUGAGAAAUCUGCCGCACAAGUAAGAGCUGAAACUGAAGCAGUUUUACAAAGAGAAUUUGAACGACAACACGGAGGAGUUUCACAUCGUGACGACAGCAGAUCUGGUGGUGCUCAGGUGAGUUCUUUGCAUCAAACUCUACAUGACAGCGGGAGUGAAUUUGACGAAGCUGAUUACCAACUUGGCCUUCCUUACUCACAAUCUCAUGCCACUCCUAGGUUGCAACGAAGAGAUGACUACGAGGUUUUGGAAGAUGCUGGAAAUAGGCUGAGUGACUUGGAACGGAAGUUUGAAGGUGUUGAACAUCAAAUUCACCACCUCAAUAAGGAAAAUAUCAAACUGAGAACUGAACUAGACGCAGCUUACCGCGAGCUAUCUGCUUUGAGAUCUGGAAAACGUCAAAGAAUGGGAGACAGUCCUCAGCUUGAGCUGGAGAAGAAGGAAAAGCAGCUAAUCAAGUAUAUGAAAAAUCAAGGAAAAUCGUCCGGUAUCGAAGACUUCACCGUGCAGGAGCAUGCAAGAAAUGCCAAGUCCUUGAGCGACUGGGUUAGCGACACGGAUGAUAGAUACAGCGACCUCACCAUGGGAAUCACCGAAGAGUUUCGCGAUCUCGAGCCACCCGAAGAUGCAAGGAGCCGGCACUCGGAUGAAUCGGGACGAAGUAGCGCAGCUUCAAGGCGAAAGCAGCUUGUUGACGUUGAUGACGGGACUCCAGUGUCGGACAAGGAACGCUGGGUGCAAGAGCAUCAGUAUGCCCCAAUACCAGAGAAGCCUUAUGCUUUGUCCAAAUUCCCACACGGUUCGUCUACAGUGAGUACUAUGCAUGGAAGAAUGGCCGCGCAAUUCGAACAGAAGCUGAAUGCCGAACUGAAGAAGUUUGGGAUCUCAGCAAACUCGAAAGGAAUCAGUGACGAGAUGCUCAAAGCGGCACUAUCAACACUAGAAAGGCAACGAAGAACUCGCUACUGUGACGCUCCACCCGAUGACCGCAGGAUCAUGGAGUACGAGAGAAGCACUAUACAAUGGCAUAUUGAGAGAGCUGUACGUACCCGCGACACGGAUCGCCUGGAAUCAAUUUUCGAGGAAGAGUCAGAGCCAGAGGACGUUGCUUCUGUUGUGUCAGAUGACGAAAUCUCCGAAAGAGAAGAGCUUGAAGAGCGGGCGAGCUCGAGACCGUCACCGUCGUAUGGAAAGCCAUCACCAUCCUACGGUCGUCGCACGCCGUCGCCGAGAUCCUACGGCCGGCGCUCAUGCUCGCCGUGGCCACCGCAACCUCCAAAGUCGAGAGGAGGGGGACCGAGCUCGGGAUUUACCGAGCAGUUUGUGUCCAAGGCAUUUUCGUGGCGAGCGGACGACGAGUCCGAGUCGCACACAUUUAGAGUUACCGGUGAGGUGGUAGCGCAGCGAGUUAAAUCCCCCGGUGGAGGAGGAGACGUUCCACACAGGAUUGUUAUAUCGCCAGUAGCCAGUCCAGUGAGUGUUAGUCGGGGGCCGGCUCCAAUCUUUGAGGACGAGCAAGUGGAGGAAGAUUUGGGACUGGGUGACUGGGACAGCGACGAUGGAAAGAACACGAGCAGUCCAAGCCCGAGAAGUCCCGACGUUGCGAGGCAAGUUAUGAGAGAUAUACAGUCGAGAGUGGAAUCUCCUUCCAGUUCCAAAGCCACAGCUAAGCAAAAAGGCAAGCAAGCAGCAGCUGGAUCUACCAACAAGUCCAAGCAGCACGCCAGUAGUAGCAAUGCCAGUGAUGAUAUCAAAAUGCUAGACGAACUUGAUGCUGAAAUCAAUGACAUAAUAAGAUGAAUCUUAAUAUCA